AUGUUAUUUAUUAGUCUAUGGUCCCGACAUAACAAUUCUCCACCUAAAACAGAGACAGUUGUCUCUGACUUGAAACUUGAAUUCAAAUGGGCACCUGAAAGUAGGGUAUUGCUUAAUUUAGAAGCUGGAGGAACUGGUGGGAAAGUAAUACUGUUUCAAACUGGACCAAAUAGACCUUGGUUGACUGAGAUUUAUAAAUCUGUACCUCAUCCUAAAGGACAAAGUAUACUAGAAGAAUUAUUUCAAGCGAACGUUAUUCCCUCAGAUGAUGAUUUUAGAAUAUUUAGGGAUUUUGGAGACAUGGUCGGGUUGGAUAUGGCAUUCAUAAAAGAUAGCUACCGAUACCAUAAUAAAUUUGAUGGUUUUCAAAAUAUUCCACUGGGUUCUUAUCAACAUGUAGGUGACAAUGUAAUGGCCCUCAUAGAAAAAAUUGCUAACAAUCCUGAGCUAGCAAAUGACAAUCCAAAAAUCGGGAAAAUGGUGUACUACGAUAUUUUGGGAUUUUUUUUCAUAUCCUACAGUGCUUCAGUAGCCUCUGUCAUGAGUGGGGUUGUAAUAGUAAUAUCAUUGUUGAUAUUUUUGAUCAGUUUAAAGAGGUUUAGUUUAGGUAUUAACUUAAAAACAUUAGGUUACCUGAUAAAAAUCAUAACCGCACCCAUAUGUGGUAUGAUCACAACGCUAAUAACUGUAAUCAUAGGAGUCUAUAUCUUGGAUUCAUUGGGAUAUAGCAUGAGAUGGUACCGUUAUCCCUGGUUAGUAAUUGGAGAUUUCAUAAUUCCAAUUAUUUUAAUUUCCACUCCGUUUUUAUUUCUGGUGAAACCUAAGAACAUUUCUCUCAAUGCCCACUCCUUUUUACAAGCACAAAUAAUCAGAUUAAUAUGGACUUCUCUAUUAUUGGUAGGGACAUUAUUAGGUAUAAGAUCGAUUUAUCCUAUCUUUUUGAUAGUUUUAUUCGAUACUUUGGCUUUUCUUGUAAUACUUUCAUUUCACUUGGAAAAAAAAGUGUGGCUUUGGAAAAUUAUAUAUAUAAUGAUUUCAAUCAUACCAGUAAUCAUCAACAUGGGUACAUUCUAUGAUAUCUUGGGUUUUUUUAUUCCUCUCACUGGGAGGAUGGGAAAUUUUAAAAUGCCCGACAUGAUAAUUGGACUGGGAACAUUAGUUAUAGGAUUCUUAAUCCUCACACCUUACUUUUCCCUGAUUUUAAUCCUCAAGAAACCUACUAAUUUCUAUAAAAUUGUUCUCUGUUUAUAUGGAAUAUGUCUUCUAUCAAUUUUUACACCACUAAGAUUUCCCUAUUCUGGUGAUGUCGAUUCCCCAACUCCUCAGAGAUUCUGGAUACUGCAUAGUCAGCGCAUAAUCCAUGAUGAAAAUGGAGAUAUUGUUAAAAAUGAAUCUGGAUAUUUUUUUAUGAAUAUGGAUAGAAAUUCUCCAAAGAGUGUAAAGGCCUAUGUUGAUGAUUUGAAUAAUGCAGAAGAUAUUGUUGAAGACUGUAGGAAUUUUUUGAUGUGUGGUUUACCCAUAGCGCAUCCAAAAAUGAGUGAUUUUAUUAAAUUCAGCUCAUGGAUUCCUGUUCCUGAGCCCCCAAUUUUACCGAAUCCACAAGUGGAUCUUCUGGUGAAUUCUAAAAUUCGAAUAUCAUCCAAUUUAACUCGUUACAACUUGACAAUUCAUGGCACAGAUCAUUCAAUGUUUUUCGUUUCACCCAAGAAGAACUUUAAGCUUGUCAAUAUGAACUUCUUGGAUGAACUGCCAAAAGAAGAUAAUUUAUGGAAUGGAAGGCCUUACUACUUUUUUGUUUAUACAUGUGGAAAAAAUAUCGAUCCUCUUCAUGCCAUUUUUGAUAUUGAAGGACCAGAUAACUUCGAAGGAUCUACUAUGGACUUUGCAAUUGUAGGAAAUUAUGUUCACCCAAAAAAAUUCACCAAUACUGCCAGUUUCUCGGAAUUCUUAUCUAAAUUUCCUGAUUGGGCCGAUUUGACCACUUGGGUUGCAAUAUAUAGAUCAUGGGUGAUUUAAGAAAAAUGAACUUUAUUUUUGUAAGCUCGAAACUAUUGAUGUUGUUGAUCGAAUUAAAUUCUUAAUUGUUGCAAUA
This is a messenger RNA of Coccinella septempunctata (seven-spotted ladybird), 2092 nucleotides long. Its product is annotated as endoplasmic reticulum metallopeptidase 1-like. Gene Ontology annotation, biological process: proteolysis. The record is from RefSeq and is a predicted model, not a curated record. The transcript has 11 exons. NCBI's taxonomy places the organism in Eukaryota, Metazoa, Arthropoda, Insecta, Coleoptera, Coccinellidae. Bases 1 to 2016 code for a protein of 671 amino acids. Gene Ontology annotation, molecular function: metalloexopeptidase activity.